GAGCGCCAGGGCCACUCCGCUCAGUGUCUCUCACGACACGGUCAACAGCGGACGGCGGCGGAGGCGGUGUGGCGACGGUGGUGCUACGAGUGAGAAACAAACAAACAAACAAACAAUGAACUGACACCAAGUGCGAUACAAGAAAAAAACAAACAAACACAAAAGUUGAGGGCAAGGCGAAAGAAAGAAAACACUAACAAACAAACAAACAAACGAUGAACUGAAACCAAGUGCGACAGAAAGAAGAAACAAAAACAAAACAGAACAAAACAAAACAGGACACAAAAGUCGAGGAAAAGACGAAAGAGAGAAAAAGAAAAAAAAAAACUUAGUUAAUUAUUCAAGCGUGGUAGAGCGACUCGGACAGAAAUUGCGGUGGUGUUGGUGGUGGUGUUAGUGGUGUUGUUGUUGUUGUUUCUGGUGGUGGCUGAUGAAGUGAAGAGGAUGACCCCGCUGCUGCUGCUGAUGAUGACGAUGACGGAAAAUUAGGUCACUCUUAUGCGAGAGGUGAGGUCACGGUGAAUGCGACACACUGAGCUCCUGACCCCAAUUAACCUCAUCUAGCUCCCACUAUGCAGAACACAAAAGGCCCAAGGAGGAAGUGAACAAUGGCGUCGCUCGAGUGAGUGGAACGUCGACUCUAAAUUCCAUUACUAACAGGAGGACCCUCGACUUAAUAAUACAUACAAGAGAAAACGAGAACGAGAAAACGAAGACCCAACGAAACCUCAGAAACAAACAGUGCAACCAGAGUAUGUUUAUUGGCGACUUAAAUUGAACCAGACACCCCACAUUACACUCUCUCGCUCUCGCUCUCUCUCUCUCUCUCUCUCUCUCUCUCUCUCUCUCUCUCUCUCUCUCUCUCUCUCUCUCACACACACACACUGGAGGAAGGUGUUGUGUCGCGGAGGGAAGAAAAGAGGAUUAGUGGAGGAAAAAGGACGUGAGAGGGAAGGAGUCGUUUUGAGAAGAGGGACGAGUGGGAAGGAGAAAGGAAGGAGGAGGAGAAGGAGGAGGUGGUGGGAGAAGAACAAAAAGGUGGUUGGUGAGAAGAGCGCGCGCGUGCAAAUUUGGAAAAGAAGGUAGAGUGGAAAUAUAUUCAUUGUCCUGAGAGCCUGCAGGUAAAAUAUAUAUAUGAUACGGUGAGAGUUGUGAAGGAGGAAAUGGCUUAGGAGAGAAAGAGAGAAAGGAAGGAAAGUGUCGCAAAGUACAGAGGGUACGAGAGAAAACGGAAGGGCUCACGAAAGAGAAAGAAAAGAAUGUGAGUGAAGUGAAACGUGUGACGAAACGAAAGGAAAGCGGAAAAGGAAAAAAAAUGUAAUAAAGAGGAGACGAGGCUGGUGAGUAAGGAAACAUCAGCUGCCUCCCGUGGUGCCUCCCCGCUAGACCUGGCUGGUAAAGGAAAGGAAGGAGAGAGUGAAGGAAGGUGAUAGUGAUGCUUGUGGCGUGUGGAGGCUGAGGGGCGGGAGGAGGAGGAGGAGGAGGAGGAGGAGGAGGAGGAGGAGGAGUUGGUGUUAGCGAGACAUGAGCGCUCUCGGCAUGGUGUCACAGAUCACGUCCAGCAAGAGACUGAGUGAUGGACUGGAGGAGGCAGGCAGGGAGGAAGUGGAGGAGGUGGAGACAUGGGAAAUGUGGAGUACUUUACCUCCACUCACCAGGCUGACGAGGGAGCCUGAGGUGGAGGAAACUUUACUGGAGGGAUUCAACCUGACGGAGGUGGCGGCGGCGGCGACUACGGGGUGGGAGGCGGCCGUGGGCGGGGCUGGGAGGAGUAUCCUGGCUAUGGAGGAGUGCGCUGCGCUGCGGCUCCUGAACCACACGCUGCCCAACACCACGGCCUGCCUUGAACACGCCCCGCAGUUCACUGAGGAGUCCCAGGUUCGGAGCAUCGUGCUGGCCGUCAUGGCGGUGCUCUCCCUCAUCGGCAACACGGCCACCAUCGUCAGCAUCGCCCGAGAGAAGCGACGUUCACGCUCCACGGUGUACACGCUCAUUCACCACCUCUCCGUCGCCGAUCUCUUCGUCACGUUCGCCUGUCUGACCACCGAGGCGGUAUGGACGUUCACGGUGCAGUGGCUGGCCGGGAACUUCAUGUGUAAGCUCAUCAAGUUCAUGCAGAUGUUCAGCCUCUACCUGUCCACCUUCAUCCUGGUGCUGAUCGGCGUGGACAGGUUCACGGCAGUGCGAUACCCGAUGCGUCGCUCAGACACUCAGCGCCAGUGCAGCUACGGCAUCAUCUUUGUCUGGGUGCUCAGCGGCGUCCUCAGCAUCCCACAGGUAAGCAGAAUGAUGCUCUCUUUUUACGUUUUCUUCUCCUCUUGUCUCCUGUGUGAGGCAGGUGAGAUCCGCUGGGUCACCUUUUGUUUCCUCGCGUCGACGAGUGAUUUUUAA
Molecule: messenger RNA, 2391 nt
Organism: Eriocheir sinensis (Chinese mitten crab)
Lineage: Eukaryota; Metazoa; Arthropoda; Malacostraca; Decapoda; Varunidae
Product: gonadotropin-releasing hormone receptor-like
Exons: 4
Coding region: 1525-2391 (288 amino acids)
Biological process (GO): neuropeptide signaling pathway
Cellular component (GO): membrane
Molecular function (GO): corazonin receptor activity
Source: RefSeq, a predicted model, not a curated record